Molecule: messenger RNA, 5474 nt
Organism: Danio rerio (zebrafish)
Lineage: Eukaryota; Metazoa; Chordata; Actinopteri; Cypriniformes; Danionidae
Source: RefSeq, a predicted model, not a curated record
GACGUGCACGCGCGCUCUGCAGAAACACUCAGCAGGAGCCAGGGACAUGUGCAGCUCCAGCGCGGGAGCACAUUUACUUCACAAAAUAAGUCAGUAUUGAGAUGAUUUGAACCGUCUCCAUCAUGUCUCAUGCUGAAGUAGAGUUCGCCGGACGCGCUUUCCCAGCUUUACCUGUUGAAUUAGAGGACGACUGUCUCUCCAGAGUGCCAAUGCUGCGCACACACUCCUUAAGCGCAAGGAGAAACUCAUACGUGCUCCAUAAACUCGACCCUCAGAUAUACAAUGAGACGCUCUCCAAAGGUUUAUCGUGGUCUGCAGAAAACAUACUGCUGUCUGCAGACUCCAAAACAGACCCUUCGCCUCCAAUGUCUCCAUCUCCAGUGUCCAGCCCGGAGUCUGUAACACCCAAUGCGGAUUCAGCAGCUCCGGAGGACUGGAGAAGCCCCGUCCAGCAGCCUCGGUCUCCUCAGGAUGCUAGUUCUGAUUCGGAUAAUGAGGGAACAAAAGGGGAGAACGCAGUCCGACGGCGGCAGUUUUUAAGCAGGCUGGAGCAGGAUGAGAAAGAGGACAUCGAGACCAAAGCUGUGGCUACAUCACCUGAUGGACGAUAUCUGAAGUUUAAUAUUGAAAUCGGGAGGGGGUCUUUUAAGACGGUCUACAAGGGACUGGACACCGAGACUACAGUGGAGGUGGCAUGGUGCGAGUUACAGACUCGCAAACUGAGCAAAGUGGAGCGUCAGCGCUUCAGCGAAGAGGUCGAGAUGCUCAAGGGUCUCCAGCAUCCAAACAUCGUGCGCUUUUACGACUCCUGGAAGUCCAACGUCAAAGGCCAGAAGUGCAUCCUGCUGGUCACUGAGCUCAUGACUUCUGGCACUCUCAAAACGUAUCUGAAGCGUUUUAAGGAGAUGAAGCUGAAGCUCCUGCAGCGGUGGAGCCGGCAGAUCCUCAAGGGGCUUCACUUCCUGCACACACGCUCUCCUCCCAUCAUACACCGGGACCUGAAGUGCGACAACAUCUUCAUCACGGGGCCCACAGGAAGUGUGAAGAUCGGGGACCUGGGACUGGCCACUCUCAAGAGGGCCAGCUUUGCUAAAAGCGUCAUAGGAACUCCUGAAUUCAUGGCUCCUGAAAUGUAUGAGGAGAAAUACGACGAGGCGGUGGACGUUUAUGCAUUUGGCAUGUGUAUCUUGGAGAUGACCACAUCCGAAUACCCAUAUUCAGAGUGCCAAAACGCUGCCCAGAUUUACCGCAAAGUUACCAGUGGUAUAAAGCCGGACAGUUUCCACAAAGUGAAAGUUCCUGAGUUGAAGGAAAUCAUCGAAGGCUGCAUCCGCAUGAACAAAGAUGAAAGGUACACCAUUCAGGACUUGCUGGAGCACACCUUCUUCCAGGAGCACAACGGUGUCCAUGUUGAACUGGCCGAAGAGGACGACAUGAUCAAGUCCGGCCUGAAGCUCUGGCUCCGCAUGGACGACACUAAAAAGCUCCACGGAAAGUACAAAGACAACAACGCCAUCGAGUUCCUGUUCGAGCUCUACAAAGACGUGCCGGAGGAGGUGGCGCAGGAGAUGGUGGUUUUGGGCUUCGUUUGCGAGGCAGACUACAAGCUGGUGGCCAAAGCCAUGCGAGACCGCGUGACGGCCAUCAAACGCCAGCGGGAAAAACAUCGGCGACUAGCAGAAGAGCAGCAGAAGAAAAAGGAAGGGAUCAUUGAGGAAGAACCCGAGCUGCUGUCUCCCAGAUCCACCGUUCAGAUGUCUGAAACCCCUACUCCAUCUCCCGUGCAGAUCCCAUCCACUCCUGUCUUUCCAGAGCCCGUCCGCUCUCCUGCUACUGGAUCAUCAGAUUUUGGGAUUAACGGGGGCUUCCCACCGGAACCAGAGGAACCAGAGGCUGAUCAGCACUUCCACAUCCGACAAACGAGCUGCUCCUCAGCAACCUCCGACUGUGAGACUGAUGGAUAUCUCAGUCCCUCUGGAUCACAGGAUUGUACCGAGGCUUCAACAGGGAACGUUAGCUAUUCUCCAACCCUCCUCUCCCAGCCGGCCACACCCAUUGAUGCCCCGCCCAUUAUUAGCCCACCAAUCCCAGCUCUCCGUUUCCCUUCAAGUAUUGCCGUGUCUGCCAAAACUGAAAGAGGACCACUCAGCCCUUUCUCCUCACCUGUAGACAGCUAUGCCUCAGAUGUGACGUCAGGCUUGAGCGAUGGCUACGAGGGACAGUCGGAGCGAGGCAGUAAAGCUGCUGCCAGACGCACAGCAGGGAAGCUGUUUAGGAGGAGAACGCGGUCCCGCCUGCGCAUUACAGGGUUGUCUGAUAAAGUGGACCGGGUGGUUGAAUGUCAGCUACAGACUCACAAUGAUAAGAUGGUCACCUUCAAAUUUGACCUCGAUGGCGACAACCCUGAAGACAUUGCUGCGGUAAUGGUGCAUAAUGAGUUCAUCCUGCCGUCGGAGAAGGAAGGUUUCAUCUACCGCAUCGCUGACAUUAUAAAACGAGCAGAGUCGAUGAUGAAGAAGGAGUCGUUGGGUCAUCAUGAAAGCCAUGGAGGCUCCCGUCCCUCGUAUAUAAACAACGUCAACUCACUGUCCGCUUCUCAGCCAAACCUACACAGUCUGGCUCGAGCUCAUUCCUCUUCCUCUCUACCAGCGGAGUUGGGUCUGGGCUCCGGGGCCAGGGCUUCUCCUCUGGGAGCCGCUGGAGACGUUACCUCAUCCACACGUCCACUCUUACGCUCGCAGUCUUUCCAUAACGCUCCAGGUUCUCAUCACCCUCAUCACAUCCUGCCAUCCUCAGUCUACCCUCCUGAUCCCAGAAUGCCUCACUCCAAUCUACCUCACAUGCAGCAAUACAUUCCCUCUUAUAUACCCGCCGGCACACACUUCCCAUUCCCCUACCCUCCUCACCCGGGCUCCCCAAAACCAGCGCACACUCCUCUAUCCCGCGUCCACAGCAGUCCCGCAUACACCCUCUCCUCCACCCCUGCGUCCCCCGGUCUGCUGAGCUCCGAUAUUCCUCCAGACAUCAGCAUGAUGUCUCCGGCUCCAGGCAUGUGGCCGCCGCACACACAGCCUCUGUUUUCUCUGGCUAAUGUCUUGUCUAUGGCGAUGAGCAUGGCGCAUUCCUUCAUGCCCCCGCAGAACCUCGCGCAAACCAUGCCGGGUUUCCAGCCGGGUUAUCCUGCCAUGUUUGCACCCCAGUAUCCUCCAUCUCAGGAGUAUUACCAGACUGUAGACUCCCAGUUUCGAGAUUCUCCAAUGUCGCCUCCAAGUAGAGCAUCUUCAGCUCCUGCCACAGGUGUCUCCAGAUCAGUCCAGCAGGAAGCGUCAGCACGGGAAGGAGCGACGUUUGCCAAUGAAACCUGUAAGGAUAAUCCUCCGGACUUCAGAUCUGCUUCCUCCAGGCUCCUACUGGAGCAUCGGAGCAGUCCUGGAUCAUCAUCGGGACGCUCGUCUUCACCCCGAGCGAGUCCUGACAGCAGGGUGUCGUCAUCUAGUCCUCGAUCAUUGUCCCCGCUGGCAGCGCUCGAGACUACCAGAGCCACACAGAGCCGAGAAAACUCUUUACCAUCUGGGAGCCAGUGCAGAGAGGCUUUUACUGAGCCAAAGUCGACUGUGACUGUGGGCCGUUUUCAAGUGACCCCCAGUAAAGAGAUUCCCGCUCCAUCCAGAUGCUCCGAAAGCGAAAACACACCAGCCCAGACUCCAUCUGUCCUCCAUUCGGAUAAUCCCAUCAGGCCCCUGGAUCAGCCUUUUUCAGCUCAAAAUCCUCCUCAGUGUGAUUUAUCGAUUUCUUCUGAGCCGCCCGAGGCCCGGAGCAAUCAGGGAAACCAGGACAGAGACAGACAGGAGGUUAACGAUGACGAUGAUUAUGACGAAGGUGAAGAUAAGAAGCAGAGGAGGAAAAGGAAGGGACGCAGGGUGGACUGCGGCCCGGGUCUCAUGGGGACUUCGGUGGACAGCGGUUUUUCGGUGUGGGACGGACACGCAGGCAGCCCUCCGUAUGCCACGCCCCUGCACAACCUGUGGAUGAGCUACACCAGAAGCUCCUCCUACAUGAGCAGCGACGAAUCUGAGAGCGAGGAUGAGGAGAUGUGGGAGGAGCUACAGCAGCUCAGGGAGAAGCACCUGUGUGAGGUUCAGUCUCUGCAGACGGUGCAGAAGCGAGAGAUUGAGGAGCUGUAUGCAAAGAUGGGCAAGGUUCCUCCUCCGUGUAUCGUGUCUCCAGCAGCGAUGCUGUCCAGCCGCCAGCGCAGACUGUCUAAAGGAGGAAACUUUCCGUCAUCUCGCAGGAACAGCCUCCAGAGGCUCGACAUCCUCCCUUUAACAGGCAUCAUGAGGAAGAACUCUCUUAGCGGCGACAGCAGCAGCAGUUCACAGGAGGGCUCACGGCACACUAAAGGAGUCACUUUCGCUGCUGAUUUCACCAGAAUGUAAUCCGUAUCUCCAGCCUGAUUCGGUGACGGGACGACACACACCUGACUACCUCAUUCAUCUGUGACUGCUUUCACCACAGCAAAUCCAGUCACACAUACAGUACUGACAGACUGGAUUAUUGUAAAAUCUAAUGUACAGUUUCCUCGUGCUCUUCUGCACACUUGAUUCUGUGAACAGCCAAUGUUUUUUUUGUUUGUUUUUUUUUUGACGCUGUGACGUUUUCUCUGAAGACCCAUUCAGUAUCUCUCUUUUGCACUUUCUAAAAAAAAACACCGCCUGGACCUGCUGAACGGGCAGACAUCUGAAUCAACAGUCCACUACUGGACAUCAGACGUCCUGCUGUUUCUGUUCGACUGCCUGUGUAGAAACACCAAAUCAUCACGCAAUACUCAAACCGCCAGCAGAUCCUGAUCUACUUCAGCUAUUACCGGCUCAACCGGGUCUCUUUUACAUGGGAGUUGUCAUGUUUCUGCUGUCGAAUUUAUUAAAUCUAAAAUAAAUAAUUACAAAUAUUAAUGUAUUUCUUCCAGUUCUGACUUUUAGUGCCAGAAUUGAAAGAAUCUUGAGUCUAGUGAUAGUGGGAAAGUCUGAAUUGCAAGAAAUAAAUCAGAAUUCUGAGAGCCUAUGAAUUCAGAAUUGAGCGAUUGAGAGUCAAAAUUGCAAAAAUAAAUAUUUAAAUCAUUUCUUUUAUAUAAUUUUAAUCUCAAGACAGACAUAUUUCUGUUUUUUUUUAUGUUUUAAAUAUAAUGUUAUUGCAGAACAUGCAGAAUUACUGAAAGUAAUCUACACUACCUGACAAAAGUCUUGUCGUGCAUCCCAGUUGUAGAAGCAACAAAUAACAACUUGACUUCUAGUUGAUCAUUUGGAAAAGUGGCAGAAGGUCGAUUUUUCCUGAUGAAUUCUGUUGAGCUGCAUGACAAUCAUCACAAAUACUGCAGAAGACCUACUAGAACCGGCAUGGACCCAAGAUCCUCACAGAAAUCAGUCAGAAAAGUCAUGGUUUGGGGUUACAUUCAGUAUGGGGGAGUGUGAGAGAUC